AUGUUUCAGGACGAUUGCUACUGGCGGGAUCUUGUAGCCUUCACCUGGAAUAUCAAGACCGUCGAAGGCAAGGAUCAGAUCAGGGACAUGCUGACGCGGCAGCUGGCAACGAUCGCGCCAGGCAACUGGACGAUUGCGGAGGGUGAAGUACCAACCGAGGAAGGUGGUGUUGUAACGGCCUGGAUCCAGUUUGAAACGAAGCAGGCCCGAUGCUUCGGCCUGAUCCGACUGAAGGACAACAAGAUCUGGACCUUGUUGACCACCAUGGUCGAGAUCAAGGGCCAUGAGGAGCCAAAAGGCUUUCAGCGGCCCCUCGGUGCCAAACAUGGCGCCGGCAAGAACAGGUCGACCUGGAAAGAGGAGCGCGAACGGGAAAAUGCCGAAUUGGGCUAUACGGAACAGCCCUAUUGCGUGAUCAUCGGUGGCGGUCAGGGCGGGAUCGCACUCGGCGCCAGGCUGCGACAACUGGGUGUUCCAACCAUCAUAGUCGAGAAAAAUGAGCGGCCAGGAGACAGCUGGCGAAACCGCUACAAGUCUCUCUGUCUUCACGAUCCGGUCUGGUACGACCACCUGCCCUACAUCAAGUUUCCGGAAAACUGGCCGGUCUUCAGCCCGAAGGACAAGAUCGGCGACUGGCUCGAAAUGUACACCAGGGUCAUGGAGCUGAACUACUGGACCAGGUCGAUCGCCAAAUCGGCAAGCUAUGAUGAGGCAACCGGGGAAUGGACAAUUGUUGUCGACCGAGACGGCGAGGAAGUCACCUUGCGCCCAAAACAGCUGGUGAUGGCGACAGGCAUGUCGGGCAAGGCGAACGUUCCGGCUUUUCCGGGCAUGGAAAAAUUCAGGGGCGACCAGCAUCAUUCGUCAAAACAUCCCGGACCGGAUGCGUAUCGCGGCAAGAAAGCCGUUGUCGUCGGCUCGAACAAUUCCGCGCACGACAUCUGCGCGGCGCUCUGGGAAAACGACGUCGAUGUCACGAUGGUCCAGCGUUCGUCGACACACAUCGUCCGUUCCGACACGCUGAUGGACGUGGGACUUGGGGCGCUUUAUUCCGAGGAAGCCGUCCGGUCCGGAAUGACGACAGAAAAGGCGGAUCUGAUCUUUGCAUCCCUGCCCUAUCGCAUUCUCCACGAAUUCCAGAUACCGGCUUACGCGGAGAUGAAAAAGCGGGAUGCGGAUUUCUACGACGGGCUUGAAAAGGCCGGGUUCUGGCUGGACUGGGGCGACGAUGAAAGCGGUCUCUUCAUGAAAUAUCUGCGCCGUGGAUCCGGCUACUACAUCGACAUCGGUGCCAGCCAGCUCAUAAUUGACGGUGAAAUAAAGCUGAAGCGGGGCCAGGUCACCGAAAUUGUUGAAGACGGAGUGAUCCUCGACGACGGCACCAGGCUGGAAGCGGAUGUCAUUGUCUAUGCCACAGGCUACGGCUCGAUGAAUGGUUGGGUCGCCGAUCUCAUGGACCAGGAUACGGCGGACAAGGUCGGCAAGGUCUGGGGGUUGGGGUCGGACACGACCAAGGACCCCGGACCCUGGGAAGGCGAACAGCGCAACAUGUGGAAGCCGACCCAGCAGGACGCUCUCUGGUUCCACGGGGGCAAUCUGCACCAGUCACGUCACUACUCCCAGUUUCUCUCCCUGCAGCUGAAAGCACGCAUGGAAGGCCUCGAGACGCCGGUUUAUGGACUGCAGGACGUCCAUCACCUUUCGUGA
Molecule: messenger RNA, 1707 nt
Organism: Effrenium voratum
Lineage: Eukaryota; Dinophyceae; Suessiales; Symbiodiniaceae
Source: the annotation of a GenBank genome assembly